Molecule: messenger RNA, 1048 nt
Organism: Notothenia coriiceps (black rockcod)
Lineage: Eukaryota; Metazoa; Chordata; Actinopteri; Perciformes; Nototheniidae
Exons: 3
Coding region: 18-878 (286 amino acids)
Molecular function (GO): DNA binding; zinc ion binding; catalytic activity
Source: RefSeq, a predicted model, not a curated record
AGCUGAGUUGAUCGGUGAUGUCGGGAAGUAAGGCUCUGGGCGCCCCGCAGCGGCGCACUCGGUGCCGGCGCUGCCAGGCCUGCACCAGGACCAACUGCAGAGAGUGCCGCUUCUGUAAAGACAUGACGACGUUUGGAGGACCGGGAUGCAUGAAGCAGUGCUGCAAGAAGAGAAAGUGCACUGCGCUCAACACAUUCGUCAGGGCAGCGUUGUUGAAUGUUAACUCGAUGAAAGAAAAAACGUCCAAAAUCUCAAAGCUCAUCACAGACAACCAGCUGAACGUCUUUUUCUCCACCGAGACGUGGUUAAAGUCGAGCAUGGUCCUCAGGAAGGCUUCGCCCCCAAACUUCGAUUUCAUCCAUCAUCUGAGUAAAGUUACCGGGCGUAGAGGGGUAGCUAUCCAGUUCUCUACAGACUUGCAAGUUAAAGAAAUUCCAAAGGAUAAAGAGAUGAAGACCUUUGAAUACGUGGUGGCAGUUCUGAAACACGACGAAUGGGAAGAACCCGUCCUGAGCAUCAACCUCUAUCGCCCGUCAGAGAAAACCUCUUACACCGUGGACAUCAUCACCAACUUCCUGGAAGAGUUGCAGGAACUUUUGGAUCAGGUUCUCCAAAACUACAACAACAUCCUUGUGACCGGAGAUUUCAAUAUCUGGGUUGAUUGUGAGGAAAUGAAGUAUGUUCAGAAGUUUCUAAAUUUUCUAUCGGACAACAGCUUGGUUCUGCACCCAACGGAGUCGACCGUCAGCCGCUCCAAUCACAUACUGGAUCUGGUGCUCGUCAGAAAUGUUGAAAUGUCUGAUGUUAAAGUCCAGAACGACCACAUAUCAGAUCAUUACACCGUGUAUUUCGACCUGAGGCCAGAGCGGAGACGUUAAAGGAAAAAACAAAAUGAGGAUGGGAAACAAAUUCAAAAAGCGUGGUUCUACACUUAAGAUCUGCACAUCAUCUCCAGGAUGGAGCUGCCCUCUAUGGAGGACCUCUACUCCCAGCAGCUCAGGAAGAAAGCCCUCAGGAUUAUCAAAGACCCCCAUCACCCCAGCCACAA